Molecule: messenger RNA, 2577 nt
Organism: Cornus florida
Lineage: Eukaryota; Viridiplantae; Streptophyta; Magnoliopsida; Cornales; Cornaceae
Product: transcription factor DIVARICATA
Exons: 2
Coding region: 999-1925 (308 amino acids)
Molecular function (GO): DNA binding
Source: RefSeq, a predicted model, not a curated record
AUAAUAAGAAGGAACUUUUUCAUAAGUUGCAGUAUCCACAAACAUCAUAACAUCCAAUCACAUCCCACCACCUUCAACCCCUCUCUCUCUCUCUAGUUCUGUUUUUAGCCCUGUAGAUCUCUCUCUCUCUCUCUCUCUCUCUCUCUCUUCAAAGAUUUUUAGCAAAUUUAGAUUCAUUCCUUGAAGCUUGCUAUUUUGCUUUUCCAUUGUCUUUCUCUUUUAACUGCUUUCUUCGCUUUUCCUUUUUGCUCUAACCUCAAGGAAAAAGGAAAGAAGGGGAAAACCUUUCUCACAAACCCCAAUUCCUCUGAGGGAAUUCAGAAUCCCCCUUGUUUUCCCACCAGGUGGUUUUCAUUUCCCAGCUCUUGGGUGGUCGGUUCUCUCUACUCUCCAGGUGCUACAUAUACUGUCCUCUUCAUGUAUUUUCAGCUUCUCUUUCUCUCUCUUUCCUGAUUGGGUGGUUGUCAAGAGGUUGAAGCUGAAAAAAUAAAAAAAAACAAAAAAACAAGUGUUAACUCUCACUUGUGAGCUUCCCUCUGUUCAAAUUCUAAAUAUUUUCUGUUUCAUUUUCUUGGAGUUGGUCUUGGGUCUUGCUUUUCUCCUUUCCCUUUUUUCAUCCCAGGAAGUUCAAUGGGUUCAGAUCUUGGUGGGGCUUUCUAGGGUUUUUUCUUGGUGAAUAUAUAUAUAUAUAUAUAUAUCUUUUCUGUAAUUAUAAUUGUACUGGGAGUUUUUCUUUGAUUUUGAAAAGGUGGGUAUUUUUUAGAUUCUCGGGGGUGGCUAUACAGGAAAAAAGGUAUUCUGAUUCCUUUCAAAAUGCUUCUUGAUUUAACGCUGAUGUUGUCAUUGUAAAACCUCCACCUCUCACCAUUUCCACUCUGCUCUCUCCUACUCUUGCUCUGUUUUCACAAUAAAUCCGAAACCUCGAUUUUGAAGUCUCUGUACAAAAUUGUGAAUCAAAAUAGAGUUUCAAACACAAUUUAGCUGAGUAAAUUGAUGUUAUGAGGUGGGGAAUGGAGAUUAUUUCGCCGGGGUCUUACCUUCCGAGCUUCAAUUGGUUUCUUGAAGAGAGCAGGAGCACAAAAUGGACCCCAGCAGAGAACAAAAUGUUUGAGAAUGCUCUUGCAGUCUACGACGACACGACGCCGGAUCGGUGGCAGAAAGUGGCUGAUUUGAUCCCCGGGAAGACUGCUGAGGACGUGUUUAAGCAGUAUAAGGAAUUGGAGGAUGAUGUGAGUAGUAUAGAAGCGGGGUUGAUUCCAAUUCCUGGCUAUAGUACUUCCCCUUUCACAUUGGAUUGGGGUAACAGUCAUGGGUUUGAUGGGUUCAAGCAGUCCUAUGGCCCCGGUGGAAAGCGAUCCUCGUCGGCUCGGCCUUCCGAACAGGAGAGGAAGAAGGGGGUGCCAUGGACAGAAGAAGAGCAUAAAUUGUUUCUGUUGGGGCUUAAAAAGUAUGGCAAAGGGGACUGGAGAAACAUCUCUCGAAAUUUUGUGACGAGUAGAACGCCGACUCAAGUGGCUAGCCAUGCUCAGAAAUACUUCAUCAGACAGCUUUCUGGUGGGAAAGACAAGAGAAGAGCCAGUAUCCAUGAUAUAACAACCGUCAAUCUCAACGACAACCAAACUCCCUCACCGGACAAUAAAAGAUCUCAUUCGAUGGAGCAGUCUACCGGGCUUUCUCAGCUAACAAAUUCUGGUUCAAUGUCCAGGACACAAUUUCAAUGGAAUCAGUCGAAUAACGGAGGAGCAAUUGCUUUCAACACAACACAUGGAAAUAUGUUCAUGUCUGAUCCUUACGGGAUUAACUCGUAUGAGCUUAAGAUGCAGAAUCAAAAUGUGCAGAAGAGUGCUAUGCAUCAUGAACCAUACCGUGGAUCUCAAAAUAUGGUUUUUCAGAUGCAACCGGUGCAGCACUACCCUCACGGAUGAGAUAGCAAUUGUCAUGUAAACUCUCGAUGGCUUUGAAAAUGCCUCGUCUUAUUUCAGUUCUGUAGUGUAGCUGCUUUUGUGCUUCUUUCUCUGGUCUUUAUGUGAAUAUGUUCUCUGGCAUUUUGAGUUAGUCCCCUAUUAGUUGAACUUGAGGGAGACAGAAUCAUGUGUGGCUUGGAACUUCAUCUUCAGGAAGGUGAAACCGGAACAGAGUAUUCACAAAUUAUAGGUUUUUCGUGUAUUGAAUGAUCAGUGGUUCUAGAUUGGACUUGUUAUCCACGGAGCAUUUUCAGAUUGGGCAUGACAUAUCUGUUAGAAAUGUGGUUCUUUUAGGGGUAAAUAAUCGGAUUAGCAAUGGCAAAAGAGCGGAUCUGAAGAUGGUUCCUGAAGAUUUCUAUGCAGAAAGAAAAUGUUUUGGCAAUUCGGAAUUUGUAUGGAGAAUGAGAUAGAAGACAUCAAAAAAAUAAGCAAUAUUCAAUCGUGGGUUGAAAGCUAAGCAUGUUUCUGCUAUAGUUGGCAAGGGGAAGAAGGCAUAUAAGAUCUUAUGGGGAAAAUGUCAUUGAUAUGUAUAAAGUGUGAAAUUAUCACUUUUGUUUUCUUCAGUCAUUGCCCUUACUUUGAGUUAUAAUCAAACAUAUUUUUCGCACUUUUA